UACUUUGUUAGAUUUUUAGUUCUUCCUUCUCUGUUCUCUGUUAUGGGUUUUUAGUUAGUUUGACAGAGAUGGGGAAGACUAGCAAAUGGAUCAAAAGCUUCUUAUAUGGUGGUGGGAAGAAAGACAAGGAGAAGAACUGUAACAGUCAACCCACUUCCAUUUCAACUGAGAAUCCCACGACACCCAUUACAAUUCCACCCUCUACUCCUAAGGAGAAAAGAAGAUGGAGUUUCAGGAGAUCUUCAGCCACGGCUAUGGCUACAAAGGAUUUCAAUUCCACAGACACGAUUGUUCCCACCAGUGCACCAACUGAUGCACUGGUUGAUGCUGAGAAUGAACAGAAGAAGCAUGUCAUGGCUGUAGCCGCAGCUACGGCUGCAGCUGCCGAUGCAGCUGUGGCAGCAGCACAGGCUGCCGCCGCUGUUAUCCGCCUUACCAAUGCUCCUGCCCCUGCUAGAACAAUUGUUGUUGAAGAAACCGCCGCCAUCAGGAUUCAAUCUGCCUUCCGUUCUUAUCUGGCAAAGAGAGCAUUAUGUGCGUUGAGAGGAUUAGUGAAAUUGCAGGCGCUGGUGAGGGGUCACCUGGUGAGGAAACAGGCCACUGCUACCCUCCGGUGCAUGCAGGCAUUGAUUAUAGUUCAGACAAGAGCUCGAGCUCAGAGGCUCCGGAUGGCCGAGGAACCACAACCCAUUACUCAGAGACAAUCAAUUCAUAGAAAAUCCUCGCAGGACAUCCGACAGAGACAAGCAUACGGCGAGAUCGAUAGAGGCCUGGAGGAGAACAUUAAGAUCGUAGAGAUGGAUAUUGGCCAACAAAGGGGAAGCUCAAAGAGCAGGCUUAGCUAUUCUAACAACUCACAAGAACGAAUAGAUCCAAGAUUCUCUGCGUAUUAUCCAAGUAAUGGUUUGAACACGAAGCAGGAUCAAAUCCAGACCUCACCUGCUCCAUCAGCGUUAAUUGAGAUGAGCCCAAGAGCCUGCAGUGGUCAUUUUGAGGAGUAUUCCUUUGCUACAGCACAAAGCAGUCCUCAGUACUAUUCUGCCGUAUCCAAACUGGACCCAACAAGAGCUCCUUUUGCUUCCCCUCGGCAUGAAUAUGCAGACUCUGCAUCCACUGAUUACCCAUUCCAUCCACAUUACAUGGCCAACACAGAAUCAUCCAGAGCUAAAGUGCGGUCACACAGUGCACCGAAGCAACGACCUGAAUCAUAUGAGAGACAACCUAGCAGGAGAAGGCCAUCAAUGGAAGGACGUAACAUUCCUCGGGGUGUUCGGAUGCAGCGCUCAUCUUCACAUGUGGGAUCUGCUGUUAAUGGAUACCAAUAUCCAUGGUCAAUCAAGCUUGAUAGAUCCACUGUGUCACUCAAGGAUAGUGAGUGUGGUUCCACCAGUACAGUGCUGACAAAUACCAAUUACUGCAGAUCUCUUGUUCCAUAUGAGAUUCGACAUGGGUUUGCAGUUAGUUGCUGCAUUGGGUUUCAGUUAAUGGUUGGUUUCUUCAAAGUCUAAUUUUCUGUUACUUUCAUAUUUUGUGAGUGAAGCACCAAGGGUACAGAUUCUGAAAGUUCUCAUCUCUUAACCACCAAAAUAAGAUUGUUAUUUCUUUGCUAUACUGGCGGCUCAUCCCUCACCACCACUAUGACCAGAAUUUGAGACCCUUCAAAAUAGAAGAACAGUGUGGAGACAGAGGGUGAUGCAAGCUUCAACCGGAGAUUGUUCAGAUUACAGAGUAUUUGAAGUAGAUGCAGCUCAAAAUAACCUAUUGUAUUCUAUUUGGAGUUUCAAGUGUCUCAACAGGGGAAUUCAAGAACCACUUACAAAUUCCUGGUUUUUGCUUUGGGUGUCUACAAUUUUUUGUUGCUCAGCUUUAAAGAUUUUCAGGCUAGAGAAUGAUAAUGUGGCUGACAAUUGAACACAUAAAGCAUGUAAAGAUAAUUCUAAGAAUGAAAAUUCGAACUGAA
Telopea speciosissima is the source of this 1960-nucleotide messenger RNA. RefSeq names its product protein IQ-DOMAIN 19-like. Gene Ontology annotation, molecular function: protein binding. The transcript is spliced from 6 exons. Lineage: Eukaryota; Viridiplantae; Streptophyta; Magnoliopsida; Proteales; Proteaceae. The coding region runs from base 69 to 1508 and encodes 479 amino acids. The record is from RefSeq and is a predicted model, not a curated record.